Molecule: messenger RNA, 1218 nt
Organism: Recurvomyces mirabilis
Lineage: Eukaryota; Fungi; Ascomycota; Dothideomycetes; Mycosphaerellales; Teratosphaeriaceae
Exons: 2
Coding region: 1-1218 (405 amino acids)
Biological process (GO): L-methylmalonyl-CoA metabolic process
Cellular component (GO): mitochondrion
Molecular function (GO): methylmalonyl-CoA epimerase activity
Source: RefSeq, a predicted model, not a curated record
AUGACAACCCAAACCCAGACCCAAUCCAACGGCUCCUCCACCUGGAUACCCCCCCAAGGCAACUCCUCCCAAUGGGGCUCCCAACGCCCGGUAACCCUGACCUCCACCGCGACCUCUUACGCCAACGGCAGCAUAACCUUCAACGCCGGCGCCUCUCUCCCCGACACCGAAGCCAUCGGCCCCGAAAGCCAACCUUUAUCACAAUGGCAAAAAGCCGCUGGCAUCGACCCAAGCAAACAGGUCAAGAUCGUGAAACUAGCGCACAUGCGAUACCAACAUCCUGAUCUCGAGGAGAUUACAACAUUCAUGCGGGAUUUCGGGAUGCAUAUCGUGCAGACGUCGGACCACGGUAAUGAAGGCGGGAAGAGGAGAUGGUUCAGAGGAUAUGGCUCAGAUCAAUACGUCUACUACGCGCAAUCGGGUCCCAAGAAAUUCCUCGGAGGGACUUUCGAAGUGGAAUCACUAUCCGAGCUGGAAAAAGCCACGGCCAUCCCGGGGGCGGCAGAAGAAGGGAUUCAGAAACUGGACGAUGCGCCGGGGGGAGGCCAUAUGCUCACGUUGACUGAUCCGGAGGGGUUCAUGGUCAACCUGCUUUACGGCCAAGAAGCGGCACCUACAGGCGAUUUUCCGGAGAAGGUGAUUGUGAACGACGAGGUGGAGAAACCGCGCGUGCGGAAAUUCAAUCGCUUCACGCCUGGGCCCGCUGCCGUGCAUAAAUUAGGACACUAUGGGCUCUGCGUCCAAGAUUUCGACGAGCAGUUGAAAUGGUAUACACGGAAUUUCAACUUGGCGCCGACGGAUUUCUUAUAUGUGCCUGAUGGUGGUGGUAGCAAGGAUGGCGGUGGUGGGAAGAAAGACGUAGCGGCUUUCCUACAUAUCGACCGGGGUGCCGAUCCGGUGGACCAUCACACGUUCUUCAUGUCGACGAAUAAAACGAGCCAUGUGCACCACUGUUCCUUCGAGGUCCACGAUUACGAUACCCAGCACUUGGGGCAUCAAUGGUUGGGUGGGAAAGGGUAUACCAGUGUCUGGGGCAUAGGGCGACAUAUCCUGGGAUCGCAAAUCUUCGACUACUGGUGGGACACAACCGGCAACAUGGUCGAGCACUACGCCGACGGGGACCUCGUGAACCACGAGACCCCCGUCGGCUGGAGCGACGCCAAGGACGAGAGUCUGGCGGUCUGGGGCCCGGAGGUGUCCAAGUGGUUUCUGGAGUAG